CAUAACAGGACAUGAUCACAACCAGGGAUGAACACGAGGUAACGAGGUGGGCGUGGCACACAUUAGGAUCGGACGGAGCUGGGCGUGACACAGACAGCCCAUGACAUGAUUUAAAUUAUAAUUAAAUCCGGACUGGCGACCAGUCGUUUUCCACAGAGACUAAACACCAAUAAUUUCAUGCCCCCCACCCUGAUCUGGAAGUUUUAACUUAUCAUUUUUUCAUGCUUUCAUGCUAUACUUUUGGCUAAAAAAUUCAUGUGGCCUGUAUGUGCCACGUACUUGUCUAUGUGUGGUGUGGGGAAUGUUGGAUGACACUAUCAUUUAUUCCAAUAUUUUUCAGUUACAAUAUCCCAUGUUAUUUUGGUCAUCACCCGGCCCUAGGUGAUGUCUUUCAAUUAUGGCUUAAACAGUGAAAUUUUUGGUAUGUGUAGCAUUGUGUGUUAUAUAAAGACCGGCUGGUCACUCUGAAGAUGUUUUCUCACCAGCUUGGAUAUUUUUAUAAUAAUCUCCUUCCAUCUCUCUCUCUCAAUCUGUUUUUCUGAAGUCUAACUCCAAUGACUUGCUUGCACUCUACACGGUUGCUAUGGGAACCAACAUCAUCCCAGCAGCCACACAAGAAGUUGGCAUUGUGAAUAUUUUGGUGACCUGGGAACGUCCCCCAAGUCAGGGAGUCAGGGCAGUUCACCCAUUGGAGGGGGCAAGGUCAUAUGGUGUGUCAGGCGGUAUAAAAGCCGUGAGUGUGCUGGCGGGCAUCCAGGGAGCAUGUAGGAGCCUGACUGUGGUCCCCAGUGAGAGACCUGCCACCACAACUCCCCCGAGCUGGGGGGCCACACUGUGUGGGAAUGGCGAUGGAGGAGACGGGCUGCCACGGCGACAGCCCACACUGCUGUGCAGGCGAGCACGGUGCCCUGGAACACCUCACCAUGGAGGCUCUGGUCAUAAUCCCGGUACUGUCGCUGGGAGCGGAUGUGCUGCCCGAGUACAAGCUGCAGGCUCCUCGCAUCCACAAGUGGACCAUCCUGCACUACAGCCCCUUUAAGGCAGUGUGGGACUGGAUCAUCCUGCUACUGGUAAUUUACACGGCUGUCUUCACGCCCUACUCAGCUGCCUUCCUCCUCAACGAGCAGGAGGACGAGCGCCGGCGCACCUGCGGCUACACCUGUAACCCGCUUAAUGUAGUGGACCUAGUGGUGGACGUCAUGUUCAUCGUGGACAUCCUCAUCAACUUCCGCACCACCUACGUCAACCACAACGACGAGGUUGUGAGCCAACCGGGCCGCAUCGCCCAGCACUACUUCAAAGGCUGGUUCCUCAUCGACAUGGUGGCCGCCAUCCCCUUCGAUCUGCUCAUCUUCUGCUCUGGCUCCGAUGAGGUGUGUGAGAUGGGAAUGCCCCAGACCACGACCCUGAUUGGCCUGCUGAAGACGGCCCGCCUCUUGCGGCUGGUGCGUGUGGCACGGAAGCUGGACCGCUACUCAGAGUAUGGUGCCGCCGUGCUAUUCCUGCUCAUGUGCACCUUCGCCCUGAUCGCCCACUGGCUGGCCUGCAUCUGGUACGCCAUCGGCAACGUGGAGCGCGCGGGGGCCUCACGUGUUGGAGCCAUGAAGAUUGGCUGGCUGGACAACCUGGCUGACCAGAUCGGCAAGCACUACAACGACAGUGACGUGAGCUCCGGUCCAUCCAUCAAAGACAAGUACGUGACCGCGCUGUACUUCACCUUCAGCAGCCUGACCAGCGUUGGCUUUGGCAACGUGUCACCCAACACCAACCCCGAGAAGAUCUUCUCCAUCUGCGUCAUGCUCAUUGGAUCCCUAAUGUAUGCCAGCAUCUUUGGCAACGUGUCUGCCAUCAUCCAGCGUCUUUACUCUGGAACAGCCCGCUACCACACGCAGAUGCUUCGGGUCAAGGAGUUCAUCCGCUUCCACCAGAUCCCUGGGGGCCUGCGCCAGCGUCUUGAGGAGUACUUCCAGCAUGCCUGGUCCUACACCAACGGCAUCGACAUGAAUGCUGUGCUGAUGACCCCCACCCCCCAGGUCUUGAAGGGCUUCCCCGAGUGCCUGCAGGCCGACAUCUGCCUGCACCUGAACCGCUCACUCCUGCAGCACUGCAAGGCCUUCCGGGGGGCCAGCAAGGGCUGCCUGCGGGCGCUUGCCAUGCGCUUCAAGACCACGCACGCCCCACCCGGUGACACACUCGUGCACUACGGUGACGUGCUCACCGCCCUCUACUUCAUCUCCCGUGGCUCCAUCGAGAUCCUGCGCGAAAAUGUGGUGGUGGCCAUCUUGGGCAAGAAUGACAUCUUUGGCGAAACCAUCGGUCUGUACGCACGGCCCGGCAAGGCCAGCGCAGAUGUGCGUGCCCUCACCUACUGCGACCUGCACAAGAUCCAGCGGGACGACCUGCUCGAGGUGCUGGACAUGUACCCUGACUUCUCCAACAACUUCUGGAGUAACCUGGAGAUCACCUUCAACCUGCGAGAUGCAGAUCGCGUUAUCCAGCCUGUCCCCAGUGAAGAAUCCGACUGUGGGUACCGUCGGCUCCGGCGCCGACAGAACUCCUUGCAUCGGCGCAACCAACCCGAUGGGAUGGACCGGGAGGAUGUAUACCCCAACCAGACCUACCCCUCCCUGGGAAACCACCGGGGGGCGGAACCACAGCCACACUGGGAGGAGCGGUGCAGCAGCGGCAGCCCCUGCUCCCAGUCCAGUGAGGAAGAGAUAAAGACCCCAGGCCGGGGCAAAAUGGAGCUCUACCCCCCGUCGGUGGUCAGCCUGCUGCCCCCUGGAGGCUCCCCCCAGGAAAGAGGCCAUCCUUACACAGCACCGCUCAGUGCGUCUAGCCUGUAUGAUUACUGGCCUGAACGUCGGUCCAGUCACUUUCCAGAGAGCCCACAGCCCCCUCGCCUCCCACCCCCCCACACGGAGGACCGGUCCAGUGAGCUGGAGUCCCGCCUGGAGCUGCUGCAGUCCCAGCUGAACAGGCUCGAGACACGAAUGAUGGCCGACAUCAGCGUGAUCCUGCAGCUGCUGCAGCAUCAGAUGACCCCUGUGCCUCCUGCCUACAGCUCCGUGUCCCCUGGCACCCAUGUACUGCACCUGUCUGCCCGGUACGGCGGUGGCACACAGGCGCUGCAUGGGGCAGCCCCCGUCAUAUCUGUGUCCACAGAGGGCCUGGCCUCCCCACUGCAGAGCCCCGACUCAGACAGCUUCCCCCACAAGUCCAGGGACUCCCUUUCCAGUGGCGUUCACCUUGCUGUCGCCCCGGAAGACACCAUGUCGGCAUCCCCCGAGACGGAGCUCGGCCUUGGACUUUGCAGUGGCCUGCGGUUUCCCUCGCUCCCUGAGAACCUGCAGGCCCCCCCAGGGCUGGCUGACAUCCAGAGGCGUGUCUCAGAUCCCAUGCUGCCUGCUAGCUAGAGUCCCCCCCUCUCCCAACUAUCCAUGUACCCCCCACCCCCCAGACUGAAAUAUGCCAGUCUGGUCCCUCCCCACCUCUCAGGUGUCAGCAGCAUCUCUGUCCCUCAGGCUAAGGCAGGAAACCCUGGGCGGGCAGACAUGGUAGUCUCCGCCCCCCCCCCCGGGACAGGCUGCCAGGAGUUACCACCCCUCCCCGAACAGCAUGGAGAGCAGCUCCUUAGCCGUCAGCACCUGUUCCCAUCGCAUCUCCCUGUCAGGGCCGUGACUCCUAAGCCAUGUUGUCAGAUGGUUGUGUUGUUAAAAUAACAGCCCAGCUGGGUUUGUCAGGGUCGCCCAUCGGAAUGCAGCAUUCUGGGAAACACCCACACGACCCUGAGCCCUGCGAGCGCCUGUCCGUAUGUGUAUGUUGUACAUGCACAUGUUGGUAAUACCUCCAUGUGAAUAACGGUCAUUUCAAACGUGUGUUUCCCUUGUAAAUUGAAUCCAGAUUCGGCGACUAGAGUUGGCCGCCUUUCCUUGGUCUAUGGGUCUUGAUGCGGAUAUGUUCAGCCUCUUCACACCAAGCUGGCACCAACAGACACCACUGUGGGGAAGCGUGUAGCACAUGAGACUAGCCGCCUGAAGCCCUUGUCGUCACUGAUGGCACCACACACAGCACUCUCAGAAGAAUUAUCAUUUGUGAGGUUUAAGAAUGUUUCGUAAAACACAAGUACAUUUUUUUGGCUUAUUUAUAACACAAUACAGAAAAGCAAUGAUGAUAA
Molecule: messenger RNA, 4177 nt
Organism: Paramormyrops kingsleyae
Lineage: Eukaryota; Metazoa; Chordata; Actinopteri; Osteoglossiformes; Mormyridae
Source: RefSeq, a predicted model, not a curated record